ACGCUGCAAUUUAAAAAAAACGUAUUCGUGACUGAUGCCCUCCUCCUCGAUUCUCAUAAAUUUAAGUAAGUCGCAUAAAAUUCACUUCUUUUUAAGAGGAGGAGGCGGCUGCUUCAACUCAGGAGGAGGCGGCCUCAACUCAGGAGGAUGCGGCUUCAACUCAGGAGGAGACGGCGGCUUCUGCAACAGAGGAGGCGGCCUCAACUAAAGAGGAAGCGGCAGCUUGCCUAAAGGAGGAGACGGCGGUUUCAACUAGAAAGGAGUCGGCAGCUUUAAAUUAAGAGGAGGCGGCCUCAUCGUGCCAAAGGCCACGUGGACAAUAGAGGAGACGGCGGCCUCAACUAUGGAGGAAGCGGCAGCUUGACCAAAGGAGGCAGACAAUAGCGGCCUCAAGUAGGAAAGAGGCGGCGGCUUGAACAGUGAACGUGGCAACGAUUUAAAUAUAGGAGGAAACGGCAUCAAAUUUUAAACAUGGCCAUUGAAUAAAUUGUGUGUUAAAAUAAAAGUUCGUCUCCUGCCGACUGACAGAUGACGAUAAAACAAUCAAGCGUGGGAAUUUACAGACGGCCGCCUUUUGCAAGAUGACAAAUGCCGUUUGCGAGUCGAGCAACAAAUCUUGGGUUAUUAUCGACAAAUGUCGCCUGCGUGCGAUAAAUCGCAACAAGACGACCUUUAAUGCCGAUAUCAACAUACUGUAUCCUGUUUACAAUAUUCAUAUAAGCCUGCAACUUAUGAAAAAGGAUAAUGGCUAUAAGCCCUGGCUUUUUAACUACACAAUCGAUGGCUGUGUGUUUAUGCGCCAGCAGAGACAUCCGGUUUUUAAAAUGUUCUGGCUUAUUUUGCGAGAUUUCUCCACAAUCAAUCAUACCUGCCCCUAUCAGGGCAAUCAGAUUGUCAAGGAUUUCUACUACGAUCCCACAAACCUGACCUUGCCUCUGCCAACUGGCGAUUAUUUGUUGCUCCUAACUUGGAUUUUCGACAAGAAGCCGCAAUUUGUAACGAACAUAUAUUUCUCAUUUUAUCAGGAUAUAUUCUGAGAUCGGCUAAUAACAUCUGCCCCAAUUAAUCUCACAAAAUAUCGAAAAUAAAAAUUGUGUUGAUAUUAUCAUAAUAGUAUUA
Messenger RNA from Drosophila virilis, 1119 nucleotides. RefSeq lists its product as uncharacterized. Lineage: Eukaryota; Metazoa; Arthropoda; Insecta; Diptera; Drosophilidae. The record is from RefSeq and is a predicted model, not a curated record.